Prunus mume (Japanese apricot) is the source of this 348-nucleotide messenger RNA. NCBI's taxonomy places the organism in Eukaryota, Viridiplantae, Streptophyta, Magnoliopsida, Rosales, Rosaceae. The record is from RefSeq and is a predicted model, not a curated record.
AUGAAUGGCCACAAAGACCAUCGUCCUUGUUUAAAUGCUCGUUAUUUGAGGGAGACACACCCAAAUCGCAUACCUGUGAUUGUGAAGAAGGAUGCAAGUAGUGACAUUCCUGACAUGGACGGGAAGACUUUUCUUGUCUAUGAUGAUAUGCCUAUUCGAGAAUUUGUUGAUUUUAUUCAGGUCACCAUCAGGCUCAGCAGAAAAAAGCCCAUAUUUCUCUUUUUCAAGAACACUGAACCUCCCACUAGUGCUUUGAUGUCUGCAAUCGAUGAGGAAAAUAAGGAUGAAGAUGGAUUUCUUCACAUUACCUACAGUGGAGAAAGCAUGCAUGGUAACACACAAAUAUGA